AUGGCUGAUGAAUUGAAUGUAACAUAUAUAAAUCUUUAUGGGUAUGAUGAAAUGGGCAAUUACAGGUAUUUAAUUUUUCUGAAUAUGUUAAUAGUAUAUAUUCUAUCAGUAAGCUUUAACAUCAUCAUUGUGUACCUUAUUUGGAUACACAAGAACCUCCAUGAGCCCAUGUACAUUUUCAUAGCAGCCCUGCUUCUGAACUCUGUUAUUACCAGCACUACUGUGUACCCAAAGCUGUUAAUUGAUAUUUUAUCUGAAAAACAGGUCAUAACAUAUUCAGCCUGUCUCUUACAAUGUUUUCUAUAUUACUCAGUCAGUGCUUCAGAUUUCUUGCUGUUGGCAGCAAUGGCCUAUGACAGGUAUGUGUCUAUAUGUAAACCUCUGCAAUAUACAACUAUCAUGACGAAAACCGUAGUGAGCAUUAUCCUGAGUCUGGCCUGGUUUCUGCCUGCUUGUCAGAUCGCAGUCUCAACAGUACUGAGUGCAAAUAUGAAACUCUGUCAUUUCACUUUAAAAGCAAUAUUUUGUAAUAAUUCAUACUACAAUCUCUUCUGUGUGACAUCAGUAGUACGAGAUAUAAAUGAUAUGGUUACUCUGUUUAAUGUGGCAGUUUUACCUAUAUUCUUCAUACUUUUUACAUACACCAGAAUACUUAUAAUAUCCUAUCGAAGUAGUAGAAAUGUCCGAAAAAAAGCUGCACAGACCUGUUCACCCCACCUGAUAAUUCUCAUCAGCUUUUCCUCUUUGUGUCUCUAUGAUGUCCUAAUUAUUCGACUGGAUAAGGGAUCUAAUUUACAUUUUAUUAUGACUUUACAAGCAUUUUUGUAUUAUCCUCUCUUCAAUCCGGUUGUCUAUGGACUUAAGGUGAAAGAAAUAUAUAAACACCUGAAGAAGUUGUUGUGUCCAGCCAAAAUGAUUUGA
This is a messenger RNA of Plectropomus leopardus (leopard coralgrouper), 921 nucleotides long. RefSeq names its product olfactory receptor 6N2-like. Gene Ontology annotation, cellular component: membrane. The record is from RefSeq and is a predicted model, not a curated record. Gene Ontology annotation, biological process: G protein-coupled receptor signaling pathway; detection of chemical stimulus involved in sensory perception of smell. Gene Ontology annotation, molecular function: olfactory receptor activity; G protein-coupled receptor activity; odorant binding. Lineage: Eukaryota; Metazoa; Chordata; Actinopteri; Perciformes; Serranidae.